GCUUGACACCGUGACAAUGACAUCCAUUCAAAUAAUACCCAAAGAGUUGUUUGGUAAUCUGUAGAAUGUUCGUUAACAGUUUGGCAUUGUUUUGCAUUCGAAUAGUCGUCGAUUUUGUUAGUAAACAGUGAUUUUUGCAAGAAGUAAUGCCACCAACAACUGGCGAAGAAGCAGCCUCACAGAGUGCUGCAAUGGAUAAGUCGAUGUCUGAUAGUGAAGAGUCUUUGCUUGCAGAUGAAGAUGGAAUGUUUGUUGAUGGCAUUUAUAUCCCUCCAGCGCAACCCCCGACGCUUUCCAUGGACCCAACGGGGCCACGGUUGAUAAUAACGCAAAUCGAGAACCACUUUUUCAAGAGUUAUGCUGAGAACGAGGUGCUGGGCCCUUUUCACAAGUGCUUCAACGCAAUUGUGGGGCCCAAUGGAAGCGGCAAGAGCAACGUUAUCGAUUCCUUGCUCUUUGUGUUUGGCUACAAAGCCAGCAAAAUUCGAUGCAAAAAGGUUUCAGUGCUGCUUCACAACUCUGAUCAAUUCCAAAAUGUGCAAUCCUGCACUGUUGCGAUUCAUUUUGCCGAAAUUAUCGACACAGAAGGCGAUGGCUACGAUGUUGUGCCGGGCAGUGAGUUUGUGGUCUCCAGAACUGCUAACAAGGAUAACUCUUCAUUUUAUCAACUCAACCAUACACGUGUGCAGUUUAAAGACAUUGCGAUGCUACUGAAGAAGCAUGGUAUUGAUUUAGAACACAACAGGUUUUUGAUUCUGCAAGGAGAAGUCGAACAGCUGGCCAUGAUGAAGUGCAAAGGUGAAAAAGAGGGAGAAACUGGAAUGCUGGAGUAUCUUGAAGAUAUAAUCGGAACCUCUAGAUAUAAGAAGCCUCUAGAUCAAGUCUUUGAAAGGACGGAAAUCCUGUCGGAGAAAACUACGGAAAAACUGAACAGACUCAAACUGGUCCAAAAGGAAAUGGACGAAUUAAAAGAACCAAUGGAAGAGGCGGUUAAGUUCCUCAAAACGGAAAACACCAUUGUGAGAACUAAAAAUUUAAUCUUUCAAAAAAAUCUGAAAAACAUUAAGGAGAAGGAAGAGGUUGAGGUCGCAAACCGCGAAGAAAUUGCCAUUGUCCAGAAGCAGUUCGACGACCAAUUGAAGACUCUAAAAGCACAGAAGCAAGAGUGCAAAGAUCGGCAGGACAAAGAAGCAAUGAUUUAUGAGAAUCUCAAACAUAAAAAAGAGAGCAUUAAAGAGGCUUUCGAUAAGGCCAACAAGAAGGAUAUUCUGUUACAAGCAAAUAUGACAAACAAAAUCGAAGCCAGGAAACGAAAGAAACAGCAAAUUGUAGAGGAGAAGAAGAAACUGGUCAAACUGGAAGCGGUUCCAGAAGAAAAUGAAAAGGCUAUUAAUGAAGUGGAAACAAGAAUGGAACAGAUUUCGGUUGAAAAAGCGGAAUACGACGCUCAGAAGGAAGUUUUAUUAGUAAAAGUCCAGCAAGAGACUGAACCAUUGCAGGCGGAAAAAGAAGUUAUGCAGACAGACCUAGCGGAGCUUAAAGAAGUUGUUUAUAAAGCGAAUUCGGAGUUCACCUUGGCUGAAACGGAGCUGAAACUAUGCGUCGCCAUGGAGGAAAAGGAACAAACCAAGCUGGCCGAACUGCAGAAUUUGCUUCAGACCUCGACGGCUACGAUCCAAGAGCGCACCCAACAGGUGACCGAACUGAAGAAGGCCAUUCCCAGUCUGAAGAAGCAGUUAAAUGAAGCCAAUGUUGAGCUAGUCCAGGUCAAGCAGGAGGAAGCUAAUCUUAUCAACUACAUUAGGACGGAAAGAGCCACCUUGGAGGAGAGCAAAAGUUCAAUGCAAGCUUCCCGAUCUAGAGGUCGCGUACUAGACUCUCUGCUCAAAGCCAAAAGUGAAGGAAAUUGUCCCGGUUUAUUUGGGCGACUGGGCGAUUUGGGUGCGAUUAACGCCAAAUACGAUGUGGCAGUUUCAACAGCCUGCGGCCCUUUGGAUAACAUCGUGGUUGAUUCAGUAAACACGGCUCAAUGGUGUAUUGCGUUCCUUAAAACUCAUGAUAUUGGCCGAGGGGUUUUUAUCGCUCUGGACCAACAGGAACACUUAUGGGAUCGAGCCUCUACUCCCAUUCAAACGCCAGAAAAUGUGCACCGACUUUACGAUCUAAUUAAAGUGCCAGACGAGCGAGUGAAAACCGCCUUUUACUACGCUUUGCGAGACACUUUGGUGGCCAAAGAUCUCGAGCAAGCGUCCAGGAUCGCGUAUGGAGCUCGAAGAUACCGAGUGGUAACUUUGAACGGAGAUCUAAUUGAAACUUCCGGUACCAUGAGUGGAGGUGGCACGAGAGUGUCUCGAGGUAGAAUGGGCCAAUCGGUGGCGGUUUCCAACAUCAAUCCCAAAGAUCUGGAAAAUCUGGAAAAGGAUAUUAAACAAAUGGAGAUUAACGUUGCAGCGUUGAGAGAACGACAGACUGCUUUAGAGGCCCUGAUUGGCGAGCUGCAGCCCAAGCUGCGCGCCGCGCAAACUGACCUGGAAAAAUACACUCAGGAGCUGCAGAGCCUUAAACAACAAUGUCCGAGUCUGCGUAGUAAACUUGCAGAGCAAGAAGUGCGGGCCAAAAAGACCAAAGCAGACGCGCACCAAGUAAAGAAACUGACGAGUGUCGUCGAAAAGCGCAAAGCUGAGGUCGACGCCGCAACAGAAACGGCCAAUCAAUUGCAAACGAAAGUUGAUAAGCUGUCCAAGAAAAUUGCCGAGAAAAGUACCGAUAAAAUUAAACCGCUGGACAAGAAAAUUAAAGAUCGUGUUGCAAGCAUGGAGUUGUGUAGAUCGCAGAUUACCAAGCUGAGAGUGGCCGUUCGAACGGCAGAGAGAAACUAUAUUACCACCAAGGAAAAUAUUGCGCUCAUGGAAGAAGAGGUGGGAGAAAUGGAAAACAGCCUGCGCAUCAUGAAGCAAGAACGGCAGGAAAUCGAGGAAGAUGCCAACAAGCUACUCAAAUGCGUUGAGGAAAUCACAGAGCAGUUGGCUGAAAGGGAAUCAGUUUUUACAGAGGCCAGACAAGAAAUGGAUGCCAUAACGAAGGAGGAAACGAAACUAAAAUCCGAAAAAAUUGAUGUUGAUGAGAAGAUUAGAGUUUUCGACAAGAAAUUGAAAGAAUAUAAUGCCAUCGUUAAUUCACUAAGGCACAAGCUGAAUAAUUUAAAGCUGCAACCGAUCAUCAACGAACCUGAAGAAGCACUGGAACAGUUCAGCGACGAGAAACUGGACGCUGAAGACUUGCAAGCAGCAGAAAAGAAACUGGAAUCGGCAGAAAAUUAUUUGAAAGCUGCUAAACCCAACCUGACUGCCAUCCAAGAGUAUCGUAAAAAACAGGUAAUCUACACCGAACGCGCCAAAGAAUUGGAGAUAAUCACUACUAAACGUGCCGAGAUGCGGAAACUGUACGACGACUUGAGGAGUAGAAGGAAGAAUGAGUUUAUUACUGGUUUUAGCAUAAUCAAAGGGAAGCUUAAGGAGAUGUACCAGAUGAUUACUAUAGGAGGGAGUGCGGAACUGGAAAUGGUCGAUUCAUACGAUCCAUUUAUUGAGGGAAUUCAAUUCAAUGUGCGGCCUCCAAAGAAAACGUGGAAAAAAAUAUUCAAUCUAUCCGGUGGUGAGAAAACCUUGUCCUCAUUAGCGCUGCUUUUCGCGCUACAUUACUACAAGCCGUCACCUCUGUAUAUAAUGGACGAAAUUGAUGCCGCUCUGGACUUCAAGAACGUUUCCAUAGUGGGCAAUUACAUUAAGGACCGAACGAAAAAUGCGCAGUUCAUCAUCAUUUCCCUUCGUUCCAAUAUGUUCGAGUUGUGUGACAAUCUCCUGGGCAUCUACAAGACGUUCAAUACUACGAAAUCGAUAACGAUAAACCCGAAAUGGUACGAUGGUGAACCUGCUGAACAAGAACCACCAGUAGAAGGGCAAAGUGACCAAAACGAGGCACUUGGAAGAAACGAAGUGGGUGUGGAAAGCAACAAUGCCUCUCAGGAAAAUGGCAAUGAUUCAUCCGAAGGAAGCCAAGUCGAUUCUGCGGAAGACCGAAUGGAAGGCUCCGAUAGAACUUUACCUGAAACUCCUGACCAGUCAUGUAGCUCGGGGGAUAUGAACUAGCCUGAUUGGAAGGAAUUAUUAUAUUAUAUGUAUAUAAUAUAUUGCUUAUUUUUA
Messenger RNA from Dendroctonus ponderosae (mountain pine beetle), 4202 nucleotides. It is a transcript of the gene glu, whose product is annotated as structural maintenance of chromosomes protein 4. Gene Ontology annotation, molecular function: protein binding; ATP hydrolysis activity; ATP binding. NCBI's taxonomy places the organism in Eukaryota, Metazoa, Arthropoda, Insecta, Coleoptera, Curculionidae. The transcript has 18 exons. The record is from RefSeq and is a predicted model, not a curated record. Gene Ontology annotation, cellular component: chromosome. Gene Ontology annotation, biological process: mitotic chromosome condensation. The coding region runs from base 147 to 4148 and encodes 1333 amino acids.